GGGCCGGAGGCAAACUGACACUUGCGGAGCGGCGAGAGAGACAGCGAGCGAGAAACGGUGAGUGGAAACGCCAAACUUUACUUCACGCCAAACGCGGUCAAGUAAGUCGUUUACAUGAGAGCGCUUUGCGUCGACACAUGCGGGAUAUGAAGCAGACGCGGCAGAGUGCAUAGAGUGUUUUAUAGAGGGUAGACAAAUGAGAAGAAUUGUCCGCAAGUACAAAACGGAGUGUGUGAGCACUCCCAUUUUAGUCAAGGCCAGGCGGAAGGGCAGGUAACGUUAGCAAUCUGCUGUCUUUCUCCGGCUAAAUUCACCGUGAAUGCAUUUGAAUAUACAUCCUACCGCAUCUGGUUCACGCUUUAGCCGUGUAAGGCGUUUGAUUGCAUUGCGUUUCUAACCGCAUAGCUGUGUUUUGAUUGUACGCCGAGGAAAGGAAUGUGUCGGCUAGCUAGCUGGCGUGCUAACGAGCCGCAGCUAGCAGUUGUGAAGCGUCGGCGGCCCUGAUGUUGUGUUCCCCUCUAUAAGCGAACCGACGCGGCUGGAAGUUCGACACCCAUUCAUUGCGUAUGGCAAGCGACCGUUUCGCGCUGACAUUCGAAGCGACGCGUACAAGCUUAGCGGCGCCACUUUUUAACAGCUUUAUUCCUUUACGGCCUGUAUCUAUGAACGUUAAACAACGAGGGUGUAUUGUUAGGAGAAGAAGACCUUUUGUGAAGGUGUGCGGCUAUAAAAUAUUCAGUAAUUUAAGAGAAGAAGUGACUAACGAAGCUGGGCGGACGCGGUUCGAGGCGAAUUUGUCUCGUGCAGUCGGUCCGUACCGUGACGCAGGCAGUUAAAGCUAGCUAGUUAGCGGCAUUUUGCUAACAAGCUUGAUAACGGGACUUAGCGUUGUUGCUCGUGUGAAGCUAGAUUGUUUACGGACAGACGCGGGUUUCAGUUGGCUGGAUUAAAGAUUAUGGCAUCUGAAGGGAUUUAUCUGUAAGCGGGUUUAUGAUUUGAACGGAAUUUGAUUAAUGUUGCGGGAGCUAACGUUUUUCCUAAUCAUACACGGACGGAGCGGCGGUUCAGGCUCUGCGGUGCAGUCACAGCCACAGAUUGCAGGGACUUAGUAUGACCUGGAGUGAUAAGCAUAUGCUACUGCCCUAAGCAAAUUAGGUAGAUCCACAAUGAGAUAACAAGGGAGCUGGAAUGACUUUCUCUCGCCUGGGUCCUAGUCUUUUUCUGCCAGCUGGGUUGUAAAGCUAUUUCUGCUGCAGGGGAGAUAGUUGUGAAACAGGAAAGGUGUGUGCUCCAUCCUCAUACUAUACGUAAAACAGACAUUUCUGUUUUAUUAUAACUCAUUCCAGUGCACCAAGAGGAGACGCUACAUCUAAUAAUAAAGUACACCUGUCUGAUUAUGUACAAAAAAAAUGGAAAUGAGUAGAGAUUGUGGUAAAUCUUAUACCCAGGUGUCUAUAAUGUUAUAACUAGUUUGUGUAUAAAGCUUACUAUGUGCCCUAGAUCUUCUCAUAUCCCACAUUUCUCAAAAAACCCACAUCUCGACCUCCUUUCACCCUCUUUAAAGCAACCCGUCAGUCCGAAGUCUUGAACAGGAACAGAGACUGGAGGAAACUAUUUUAGUAAGGUAGCUACUCCUUUUCCAUCCUAUCAGCAUGAGGCCGUCUUUGCUUUGGAAAGAGGAUGUGGUUACAGCAGGUCAAGGCCCCAGCACAGAUGCAUUGAGCUGAUGGUGUUUGUCAGUUACAGAUCUUUGUCAUAAUUAAGUCACAGCAAAGCUGAGUGAGACGGGCUGAACUUUUGUUCUGACUCACAGGGGCAUUCAGGGUCGUAGUCAAGGGAUGUAAAACUAUGCAUCUUGAUAAGGAGAGCUCUUGAUCUUUGUAAGUCAUUUUUCCCGCUUUAGAUUCAAAAGAGGAGAUUAUUCAGUAAAAUCAGUUUGUCUUGAGAAAGACAGAAAAAACCCUCAGACUUUUAAUGUCUUUCCCUUAUUCUUAUUGCUCGCAAACUAUCACGUGAAAAUCAGCUCUUUAAAACAACAUAGUAGAAGCUUCUAUUGUUAAAAAGCACUGGUGGUUAACACUGUAUUUCACAGGCUUGUAAAGCUUGAUUUCCUGUGAAGUUUCCCUUUUAAGUACUUUAUAUGUCAGCACUAAUUACAAGUUGAUGUAGAGACAGGGUUGAAUUGGUGUACGUCCAAUUACUUCUAAUGAACUCAACUGCUUGCUUGUCUUGGUUAGGACACAGUGUGUCAGCUGAACAUGCAUAAAUGUAAAAUAUGGCCGUGGGCGAUCAUUCAUUUAUACAUAAAUGAAGAGGAACAGGGUUGGGGUGAAGAUAAAACAUGUAUAGUAGUAAAAGGAGAAGAGUUAUGAAAAUGUAGAUGGCAGUCUUGGUUGAUAUGGAAAUCUUCAUGUGCAACACACUAAAAAUGCCCAGUUAUCAUCUUUGUAUGGACAGAAAUUAAAUGGCCUCUCUGCUUGUGACCCUGAUCUUGUUUCAUUGUCAAAAUUGGAGACAAAACUUUGUCAAUCUUUUUGCUUUCCUUGGAUUAAAUUAUGUCCUAGAUUUACUGUGUUCUCAUGCUUUAUUUUCCAAAUUUUAAACAAAAUAUAACCUGUAUACAGUAUCAAUAAAUGAAAAGAAUAGGGCCCGAUCGAUAUGGAUUUUUGGGGGCAGAUGCCGAUACCGAUUGUUAGGGGGGAAAAAAAUCCAAUUACCAAUUAAUCAGCUGAUUUUUUUUUAUUUUUAUGAAGUUAUAAAAAAAAUAUAUAUACUGUAGAUAUCUACAGUAUUAAGUUAAAUUAUAUCCUAGAUGUACUGUCUUCCCAUGCUUUAUUUUCCAAUAUUUUAACAAAAAUAUAACCUGUAUACAGUAUCAAUAAAUGAAAAAGACCCAAAACAUGGCCCUCUUUGGUGGUGGUAUUAAACUCAACAAUUAACAGAGAAAUUGAAACAUUUCUGUGUGUGUUUAGACCAGACUGUUUGCUAUUCCUAGAGGCAACACAACUAACUAAAUAGUCUGUGAAGUUUCCCUUCAAUGUUUGGCUCCAAACAGUAUUUUUCCCAGACAAUUUUAAGACACCAGUAAGAAACAUGUACUGUUAAAAAAAGUGUCACUACUUCUUGUCUUUUAGCCUGAAGCUGUGUCCUUGUCAGGUUUUCUGCUUUCAGUAGUUUCUGGGUUUUUUCCCCCUGAAAGUUCGUGGUUUUCUUGCUUUGAUCAGUGCGAAGAAGUGAUGUGAGCUUGUGGUUGUAGUGGAGGAGGUAAUGAGUAACUCAGAGCUUAUCAACGUUUCGAAAACACUCCACCAGAACAACUAUUAUCUCACGCUGCUGUUUUUUUCUACCCAUAAACCUCAAAUGGAUGUUUCUUCUUGGCACUGCAGCUCUAGUAAAUGUCAUGUAGGUCAGCAAGAAUGCACACGAGAAGAUGAUGGAUAGUGACUCUGUAACGUGCUACCAGCUUCACCAGCGGAUGUGUGCAAAUUUUCAACAUCCGCACCAUUUGGGAGAUACAGGGGACAGCUGUCAGUCAAACCGUCCUGCUGAGUCAGGCGUUCUGACAGCUUCCUCGCUGUCAGAUUAGCCCGACUACUCCAGGAAGUAGUGGAUCCUGCGUGUUGUAGUUUAGCUGCUCUUUCAUUUCGGUGUCUCCAGUGCGGGACAUACUAUCCAGGCACUUAAAAGCAAAUCCCUGCAAGCGGCAACCACCUUGUCCAACUUCCAGCCCUAGAUGGAUACAUACCUUUGGCUGUAGAGGGUGAGUGAUGCAGUGAUGUCAUGGUGGCGCGUGUUUUCUGCGGCAUGUGGCUUUCUCUCACUCCUUAUUUGCUGGGGUUACUACGAGAGCAGAGGAACAGCAGUGGAGUGUUUGUUUUCUUGGGAAUGACAGUGUGUUGUUGAGGGAAGUGGAAACAGACUGAGAGGUUUGGUUUUAAACAGAUAUAUCCUUAAAUGGCCUUGCGUGUGUGUGUGUAUUUGUGUGUGUGUGUGUAGACAGCCAGGAGCAGCAUUGUGUGUAAUUUUUCAAUGUUUUGUAGAUAAAAUGUCAGCGCAUUAGUCCCCGAUUUUGCUCACUGUUUGAUAAAAAGGUUACACUAUUGUCCCUGAGAGCUCAACAAGAAAGGGUUCAAAGCUGACAGAUGUCGUUCACGGAUGUGAAUAUUGAGCAGAAUUAGUUUGAGCUUUUGUAAGUAAGGUCACUUGAGUUGAAGAGGACUCUGUUUGUGUUCUGGGAGGCAUCAAGCUCAGCCACCUCUUCUGCGAACAAUGAAUUUACAAGAAGUAGCUGGGCAACAUUUCUAACCCCAACACUAAAGCUCUCAUCUCCCAAUCCCUGCAGAUUUUAUGUGUUUUAAUGAUCAGUGCCAAGUUUAACUCCCAACGUUGGUUGACAUGGCACACUUGUAAGAACUAUGUACACACUUUCUUAUGGCAAAAUGAACUUUUUUUGAUAUUGUCUCUCGAGACGACUGAACUUUAGCCAUUUGACUUUGCAGCAAAAUGACAUGAAUUAAAAUAGACAGUGUUAAGAAUAUAUAGUCAGAGCUGACAAAUAGAACACAGAAGUCGAAAGCAGGUGAAAGAAGGUCACAAAGAGAACAACAACUUCCUUCCAGCGCCUGCAAGAUUUCACAAUAUAUUGACUCUAACCCACUAACUUCUGAAGUUUGUUUUUUUUAUAUUGUGGGUUCAAGGUGUGAUAUUUCCGCCUCUUUGACCUUUAGUACCCUCAACACAAGUGUCACAGGAGUAUGAUGGAGAGACCAAGUCGUCCCAUGCAGGUUAUAAUACAGGUGUUGCAGGUGUGAGGGGAUGAAGUUGCUGUAUGUGUGUGCCUGUCACACUGCAGCUCAGUAACAUUGUGGAAGUGAGUUGAAUCAUGAUCACUACGCCACUGUACUUACAUGACUCUCCAAAUUGAAGAGAGGUACAGGCGAGGCACGCACAUACACAAAGUUCUGCUCCGACCUGUCUGCUCCAACGCCACACACCACCACCUUCUUCCCCCUGAUUCCACCUUUAAGAGAGAAUCAGAGGCUGAAUCACUCUGCCCCUCUAUUACGCCUCUCUGCAUUACACUUUUCUGGCGAGGUGUACCGGGGUGUGUAAAUAUAUUCCACCUUGAAAUGGAGGUAUAUAAGCGCCUUGUGUGUGUGUGUGUGUGUGUGUGUGUGUGUGUGUGUGUGUGUGUGUGUGUGUGUGUGUGUGUGUGUGUGUGACACUCCUGUUUCGUAUUUUCUGUGCUUUUGUGAUAUUGCAUUGCAAUAUGAAAUCACACACCAUAGCAGUGUGAUAUCACGCUCUUGCAGUAUGAAAGCACAAAGUCGUGAUGCCAUCAAGUCCUCAUAAGAGCAGUGCUGCAGACUGGAAUAACCCAAAAGGGCUAAAUGUAUUCAAUGUAUUAUGUUGACUGUCUUACUGCCACGUCAUUGACAACAUGCAUCUUAGUCUGUAUUUGUUGAGCAGAGUUGAACUUCAUCGCAAGUUUGACAACAAAUGGUCUGCCAAUUUUCUUUCUACUGUUUCACACACACAGGAGGUGACCCAAUUAUGAAGGAGAUAACAGAAACACUGCUGACUGAAGAAACUCAGUCAUUGUUGUCGAGUCCUAACACUGUUGAUUUAUGGAAAUUGGUGCUGUGUGUUUAUUUGUUCAUGUUCAUUUGCCAAGUGAGUAUUUCCCUGGCAUUAGUGUGAAUCUGGAGAGGGAAGCCCAUCAGUUCAUGCGAUAAAUGUUUCUGCUACCCGGGCGGCUGUCGCCCAUAUUUCUGUUUCAUGCCUCCUGGUAGCUGAUUGCUAGACUUAUGGAAACAUUAGUAGUGUCAAAGCAAAGCCCAGUCCAAGGGAUAAACAAAGGCUGUGUUUACCAAACCAUAAAAGAAGGCCGUACAGUUGACUUGCAUAUCACCCGGUACAUUUGUCACUACCCACCCACAAGAGGACGACUCACUUUUUUCUUAGGCAUCUUAAACAAACAUAAGCUUACAGUACCAAACUACCCCAGAAUUUCCACCGCAUUCAGAAUGACUCCGAUCUAGAACGGUGGCGAUUUCUGCCAAUUCCUACCAGAUCCAUUUGUGAGGCGAAUUUCGUGGCGGAUUACAGUCUGGAAAAAUAGAACUCUUGCGAUCAGCUGUGGAGUCCGGGGAUCCGCAGCGGAACGUAAAGAAGCCGGUGGAAAUUGACACAUUAACUUGAAAGGUUACGAUUAGCUACAAUCGGUGGAUAUGACCUUUUCACAGCCGUUCUGGAUGCGGUGGAAAUUGGUGGUUAUUUUCUGUAAAAUAAAAAACGACCUCGCUAGGAAGGCUUAAACAUAAAUUGGAAACUGAGCCUCUUACGUAAAAAGUUCGAUGCGACCUUUAAGAUAUUUAAGGGAGGAACCUGAAGAAAUUUGACUGUACAGUUUGAGGAUGAGCAGACAUCCUCCAUGACAGCCCCUGGAGCUAUCACAUGAUAAAAAUCGAACAGCUGAUGUUGCCGAGUAUUUCCGACAUGAACUGUCUUAGCAGGGGUCAGCCCACCGAGUUCAUACAAGAUGUGUGGAUAGCUGACAAGUGAGGCCUCGCCUAAAUCAAAGUAUGACAUUGUCUGUAUGACAUCCUACAUGUGACACUGUGCAUGCACUUGACUGUUCGCUCAAGUGUUUACGUGAGAGCUGCUGCAGGGACUGUUUGCAAACCCCUGUGCUGCUCUGUUCUUUUCUCUCCCCUCCCAUCGGACUCCUCCUUAAUCUUGCUCGGGGAACUUGUGUGUAGAGGAUUAGUGAGUAUGAAUUAUUCACACUCUGAGCUUCAUGUCCCACAUGGUCACUGCUUGUUUUUGAAGUUGGAGGUCCUCAGUCCAGCCCACCCCCCCAGAGUAUUCUGACAGCUUACAUGCUGUAAAAAGAACAGUGUAGGAAGGGAGCGUUUGGCUUCUUAAAUGGCAGCCAAUUGACUUUUGAUGGUCUGCUAAAAGGAUUGAUUACCAAGCAAAGCUAUAGCGUCCUCUCUUAAGACUUUAUUUUAACAUAAGCCACUUUUUCACUCAGACUUGCAGCCAAACGGUGCUCUCUGUACGCCAUGACUUCAAAGUUGAAUCCUGGUUUCCAGAUCAUUGAGGUCCCUUUGACUCGACUCAUUGUGUGUUGUCACAUUCCUCGCUCGUUACUGUGCAAUUACACCAUUUCUCGCUUCCUGGCUGGUGACAGAUCAGUCGUGAACUACAAGUUUUGUUCUCUUAUGCUGGAGAGUAAUAAUAGAAAUCCCCUGUAUUUAUUCGCCAGUGCAAGUACAAAUGACGGUUUUGCCUUAUCUUGAAGAGGACGAGGUAAUAUCGAAAACAAUAUCCUAAAAGUUCUGGGGCUGAGUGCAACAAAUGAAGCUGUUAGCUCUGAGCUUCACUGCCAUCUGUUCCUGUGAAAGUGGGGGGACUUCCCUCCACAAAUCAAUGAUUAUUCUGUUUAAUCAAAACAGUUUUGGUCACAGACCUCCCCAAUUUCUCUGUUGGAAGCCUGCUUUAGUCCAUGUUGGUGUUUUUCUUGCAAUGAGAACAUCUUUGUAAUCUGCCCGACACUCUGAUAUUUUUGUAUUUUUUACUCGCUUUCGGGAUGUGUUAAUCUACAACAUCUGCAGAUAUUUUGAUUGGAGAAGAAAGUAGAUGUGUGCGAAUUUUAAAAUGUAUUUAGGGGCACGUGCGCCAAAAAAAAAAUCAGGCGAGGCAACAAAUGUGGUUUCAUGUAACUAAAUACCGCGGUGAAGUUAGUUUUAGGUUGGAUUUUUGACAGACAUUCACUGCAGAUCUACCGGUGACUUCUCACUCUCCACUACCGGGAAUAGGAACAGCAACGUGGUUAAACCUAGUCCUCGCUGUCAACGUUAGGUGUUGAAUAAGGGACCAUCAAUAAAUUACCAGUUGAUGCCCUCAAAAAAGGCUGUUUCCCUUCAACAGCUUCCAUGUCACCAGUUGACUUAAAAUUGAUUUCAAACAAUAGUCCUAAGGUCGGACAAUGAGACACACCUCUUUAUUUCCCUAAUUUGUUCUCUAAAAAGUUGUGUUGAAUUUAAAGACAAAAUUUGAACCUGUCAUUCACAUCUUCCAUGUCAUGUGACCAACCGACCUAAAAUUGAUUCCAUAGUACUUAUGUCGACCAAUAAGACACAAAUUAUUUGAUCAAUUUUCAAAUUUCUUUGUGUGCUCCUCACUUUUUUAAUUUCUGAGCACAUAUGCUCCUUGUGAAAAAAGUUGGCGUCAAGCCCUGCCUCUGGAGUCCUUCAGUUGGAGUGACGUGGGUGAUCUGGUUGUCCCUGGCAUCGCUUUGGUUGUUCAGAAGGAAUAAUCGUCGUUAAGGGGCUUUGACAAAUCAGAAUCAAGACUUUCACACAGCUGAGGGAUUAGUAAGUAAGCUGGGUAAUAAACUAGAGGAGUGUGGACAGUGAACAAUAGGGAUAAAAGUUUGGAGUUUUAAAGCAGAAACAGAUCAUUUUAAAGUAGCUGGAAUCUAGAAACUUAAGCGUUUUAAAACAAACCAAUAUCAUAAUUGUCGUCCAAGUAAAUUUGUCCUAUCUGCUGCAUUUAUUGAUAAAUCUUUGCACCUCUAAACUGAAGGGUUUAUUGGCUCCUUCAUUUUAAAACUCAGCUCGAUUCAGAACCAAAAAUCUCUCCUUUCUCUCAGCUACAGCUAAACCUCAGUGUAGCUGUCUCAUCAGCUCCGUUGCCCGACUUGUAGUGUGACCCACUUGGCUAACCCAGCCAACUUUACGCCACAGUUAGUGCCAGCGUUUCAAAGCCUCCAUGUUCCUUAAAGGGAUAUUCCAGUGAUUUCACAACGUCCUGCCCCCCAUUGCAGUUUCCACUUCCCUCAGCUGUUUUCUGUUAUUAGUCAAAAAAGACGAACUCCGGCUCUCUGUUUUACAACAGCAGUAAUGAGUGAGUGUCUCAAACAUCUGACAGCAGCAGGGUGUGUUUUGGUGUGCGGAGGUCAGAUGAUUGUGUCAUUAGGAGGAAUAUCUGCCAGCUUCACGUAUCCUCUCCCCUUCAGUCCCCCCCUUACACUUACACACACACACACCACAGCUGGUUUGUGUUAGAGAGGGGUCACAUACUCUUCACCUCCUCCACCCUGAAGCAGCUCCACUUAUGGGUGUUCCCUCCAUUGUUGUGCUUCUUCUUGUCCAUAACCUCCAGGAAUGACUAGAAUCCUUCCUCUCUGGAGUGGAAAAUCUCUGAGAGCGAUUGGGAAAAUACCUUUUUGUUUAACUUGAGGGGGAAAAAAGUUCGAUCUUGUUUGCUUUUCUUGACUUGGUUUUUCAACGUUUCUCAUUUGUCUGUCCUGCUCUGCUCCCCUUUUCCCCCUAUUUGUCCAGUGCAGAUUAUUGGGCUGUCCGGUGAAGCAAACCCGCCAUGCGUGAAUACAAGCUAGUGGUGUUAGGCUCUGGAGGUGUGGGCAAGUCCGCUCUGGUAAGUAUUCUCUCCUGAGCUCCUUCCUGUCCCCCCCCUUAUACCCCCAGCUCUUAACACCUCUGAUGUGUGUUUCCUUCGGACGUUGUUGGACAUUUCAACUUCAAGCAGCAGUUUGCUUUUACGAUUUUGGAGCAAACUGUGUCUCAAAGGGAAAAGUAGGGGUACUUUAGUCAGAGGUAGUUGAAGAUGAAACUGUUAUUUCCUCUGUAAAAUCUUCAUCAGUUCAGUUUUACGAUGUUCAGUUUUCAAAAUUAGCAGCAGCAUCUGUUUGCAUGCCGUUGUUUCUCGAUGUGGGAAUCACCUACUUUAAAAAAUCCCAUAUUUUCUCUUUUUUGUUGUUUGAUGAAGAACAGACAGGAAAAAAACUGAGUACAAUGUUUUCAGUGAAUGUUUCUGUUGGUUGUUUCGUGCCUGCUAAGCUAAGCUAACUCCUGCCAGGUGUCGAAGUCAGGUUAAUCCCUCGCACUGGCACACUGACAUGUUUACACCUUUGAGUUGUAAUCAGUUGAACUCGUCUAACCUUAAUGUAAACCUAGCAUUCAGUCCUUUUAAGUGGAACCGUCUCUAGACUUUUUAUUUAUCCGACUAGAAAACUAACCAGAGUACAUUCUGCAUCCUGACCGGUAACAUCAAAUAUAUCUUUCAUAUCCUACUGUGUUGUUGUGUGAAGACAUCAAGGAAACAUGGCACUGCAGCCAUGUUUGCCACUCAGGAUGUUUUUCUGUUCUGGCGGCGCGGAGGUCACAUUGAGCUGACGCGCUCUCGCUCUGUGUCUUCUCUUACAGACAGUUCAGUUCGUGCAGGGAAUCUUUGUGGAAAAAUAUGACCCUACAAUAGAAGACUCGUACAGAAAGGUGAGUGUCCCUCGAGGGGGGAGAGGGAGAGAUGGGAGGGGGGAGAGGAGUAAGCUGAUUGUUAGCAGCUGCUCUGCAGGUUCACAUCAUGAUAUCGUGCUCUUGUUUUUUUCUGUCCUCUCCCUCUUUUUCUCUUGUUUUUCUUUCUUUUUCUCCCAUUUUCUCUCAGCGUAUAUAUUUUUGUCUUCUGUCUCCACUCUCCCUCUGGGUUAUUUAUUACUCUCCUCUCUCUUUCUAUUUUCCCGCAUUAUUAGAAACAUUAUGUGCCCGUUGACCUGAAAUUAAACUCUACAUUUUCUAAAACCGCUGCCCUUUUCUUUCUCUUCCAGCAAGUGGAGGUAGACGGGCAGCAAUGUAUGCUUGAAAUUCUCGACACAGCAGGCACAGUAAGUGAACUCCACGCCGCUGAAAUCCCAGACACCCUGUUUUGCUGUUUGUAAAGACCCCUGAGUCGCUGUAUUGAACGCUGACAUUUGGAUCGUAAUGCUGGUUGGUCAGACGGGUCAGUUCCACACUUUUGGUCCAGACUGAAAAGUCUCCACAAAUAUUUCUACCAUGAGGUUGGCAUUUGUGCUGCUGAAUGAAAUGUCUAGACAACUAUCAGACUGAAUGCUACAAUAUGUAGUGCAAAUAGGAUUCAUUUAUGAUCCAAGUGACCCCUUUAAAACUUGAUACUGUGUCAUCAUCAUCAGUUCAAACUAAAACCUGUUAAAUUUAUUACUCUGUUGAUAUCGUCUGGCUUGAAGUUUGACAGAACAUGAAGACAGACAACAUUGUAAGAAAUAGUAUCAUCAUGUUUAUCCAAAGUGAGGCUCAGACUGGAUAAUUCGAAGCCAGUCUCAGCACAUGUUGUGGAACAUCAAAGCUAAUGGGCUGUACUCUGCACUAAAUCAGGUCAACAAAAAUUAACAACAAUUAACAUUCCUCAUUAGGUUGUUUUUCGAUGCUGCUAGCCAUCCGAAUUCCCUCGCAAAGUCAUAUAGGUGCAAAAUUUGGGGUCCAGGUUGACAUGACAAAUUUGCCAGUUGAGGAUUUGACCACAUUAGCUGCUAAAUCUGAGCAUGUGAUACACUUGUCCCCCAAACUGUGUCCAUAUCAGCCUUUAUAGUGACUAUUGUAACUAGGGGUGUCCCGAUACAACUUUUUGACAUCAGGUAUGAUACCAAUUUUGAUCCGAUAUUGGCACAAAAUUGUGCAUGACAAGUUUUUCACUCAGCUGCAACGUCUUUUUCAGACUUAAACAAAAAAUACUGCCACAAGGCCAACAUCACUCUUACUCUUACUCCUUGCUACUUUGUUUGUACCUUAGCACACACUUUUGUUUUGUGAUUUUGUGGGCUCAGACUUACUUGAUUAGGGCGCUGCUAGAUAGAGGUGCAGAGUCUGGAAUGGACUGCUUGUACCAGAGUGCUGAUUUCAGAGAUUUUAGAUGCAGAUAUCCGAUAAUCUGAUAUUCGUUUUUUUUUUGCUGAUUUUGGGCUGAUGUUCAAUAUCAAUAUCGUAUCGGGACACCCCUUAUCGUAACUCCUAUUUAGCCAACAACAUAUGUGUGGAAUCGAUAGUUCUCACAUAUGUUGAUGGUUAAAUUGGUAAUUAAUGAUGAUAAUAAAAAUCCAAAUUAUCAUGCAGAGAUAAAGAGUUCUUACGGUAAGAACUGUACACUCCCUCUGCCUCUGCUUACCUAACGUCCUGCUUCACCGUGACCUAUAACACCUAAUCUCCUAAACUCCCAAACCCAGCACAGCCUCCCAUCAGAGCUGGCUGCAGACUUUAAGUCCUCUUGAUUUAGGAAGUGCCUUCUCUGAAUUUCUGGAUCAAGCAUGCUAUAGUGUGUGUUUGUAAUGUAUGCAUGUCGAUGGUGCGCAGGCAGCAGGCCGCCACGAUUUUUCUAGUGGAAAAAUCAAAGGCUGCUGACAGUCCUCCCACACUGCACAAUGGUGUGAGUGCUGUGAAUAUCUUGGACAGAGAUCCUGCAAAUUCUCAUCUACGUGUAUUCAAUCAUAGAGGAGGUCAUGCAGAUGUUAAAUUACUUUUAUUUUGUAUUGAUUUCUUCAGAUAAUGAAUUUGUAACUGUUCAUCAAACUCCAGAGAGCCUGUGAUAGAGCCUUUUUCUCCUCCCUCUCAUCAUGUAGGAGCAGUUCACAGCAAUGAGGGACUUGUACAUGAAGAACGGCCAAGGCUUUGCCCUCGUAUACUCCAUCACAGCACAGUCCACCUUCAACGACCUGCAGGACCUGAGAGAACAGAUUCUACGAGUAAAGGAUACGGAGGAUGUAAGUAAACAGACAUCACACUGAAGGUUCGGACACAAGUCGUCCUUCUCAUCGGGUUGAAUGGUUUGUAGAAACACGCACAGUAGGAAGUAGCACCGGGAGGUUAUAACUGCCUCGAGUUCUCAACCGCCUACAUUGUUCAGAACCAGAUUGCACUGUUGCUAUGGAUACCAUUCAACACUGUUUUCACAGGAUCUUAUACCACAAAUUAGUAUUACCUCGACAUAACGCAGAUGGUGUCAUGCUGUCUGUAUAGUGAAAACAAUGAGAGAGCACUUAGCGAGACUUGUUUACUCUUUGUAGCCUAGCAUUAGCUGUUCUUAGCGUCAAACAGGUCCCUGUGGUUGGAUUACUUCAUCCGUGUUUAUCAUGGACACAGAGCCACAGCCCAAACUUAAGAGCCCAGUAAAAGACAGAAGAAUCUCAUCGUCUGCGGAGUCAAAUUCAGAUUACGGUUUGUGCUUUCUGUUCAUGCAGCGUGGUUUUCCCCUCAUGUACUGCCCUUCAGCUUGGAUCAGAGACAGCGCAAAUAAAAAUCGGAUGUGCCAUCUCAUUAGUUUGCUGUUUGUCAAAAGUGCAUUUCCAUAUUUCUGUAUCUCUGGUCAGAUUGUGAGGCCGUCGAGUGAGUAAGCCCUCCAUCCUCUUUCUGGUUGGGGCAGAUAGUGCGUCAGCAGGAUCACAGAUGCCCUUUUUUGGUGAUCUCUGGAGGGAAUGAAUGUAACCAUAACCCCCCCCCCCCCCCCCCCUCUCCUGCUUUCGGUCUCGCUCUCUCUCUUUCUGUUCCCUGUCAACCAUCUAAAUAUCCCCUCUGCAGCCUGGCGUAGAAGUCCUCUCUCCCCAUCUUUCUCUGAGUUCAUCUCUCGCCCCCCUCCUGCCUCUUAUCUCUGCCAGUAUUCUCCUGUGCGUUUGUUGUGACUGCUCUUUUCAUCGCCUGUUGCUCCCCCUUGCCUCCUCUUUUCUACGGCCGGCUCUGUGGUCUUGCUGCGGUCUGGCACUCUGUGUGGGUGAUCGCACUGUCAGGGAUGAUGUGCAAGGAAAGCCUCAGCUCAUCAAAAGCGCACAGGAUUGUGAGGCUGCGGUACUUCAUUAGAGCCUCCGUGGUGAGGGAGCUGAGGUUAGCCUCAGGCUAACAGAUGGAUCGCAGGAUCAGCGGCUCCUUCAGCGUGCAAGAAACAGUUAUUGCCCUUUUCGUCUCAGUAUGUGUCCCCCCUAAUGUUCCCUCUUUACGUUUAUCUGGUUAUUACCUCUCCUCUGUCAGCUAUCAGUCUUUUAGCGAUUGAAGCCUUUGCCCCUGAUAGCCGUGACAUCUGUUUAUCUUUCUUAGCCCCAUGCAGGAAUGCACAACCAAAGGAAAUGCUUAAAAUGUCUUCUCUUUUCCAUGCACAAGGACUUAUUUCUGAUUCCCAGAAAGCUUUCUAAGCGAUCGCAGACAUUGUAGUCGCAGCUACAGCUGUUCUCAUUCUCAGCUCUUCCACGCACCAUUUGCUGCAAAGCUGGCGAAAUGUACAGACCUACUUUGACUUUCCAGGCUCAUUUAAAAAAACCUUUUAAAGGCGACGUGUUGGAUACUGUAGGGCCAAAUUCCCAAACUCUUAAAACUGUGGUUAUGAGUUAAGAAUAAAGUAAGUGAGCAGUCAAUGGUGUAUUAAAAACUCACUUCCCGUAUUUCCUUCCACAUUUCUUACGUAAGGGAGGUCUUAUGACUUUUCUGGGCCAUCGACGUCCCUAAUUGUGUGACUUGGAUGCUGCUAACGUCUGACUCCAUGUUUGUGACUCACUGCUCCAUUUGUAACGACUGGCUCCAUUCAUUUACCCUGCACCCCCCCCCUCUCGUUCUGUGCUCCCAACAAUUCAGUCUCCAGCAUGCCAGUGUGGGCGGGACAGGACCUGUCUGUAGCAUGUUAACAGCGUCUGAACAGAUUCUCUGUGGGCUGCGCGGAUUCUUCAAGCAGGCUAAUGCUGCCUUGUGUGCUGCUGACACUGGACAUUUUUCUUUCCCUCGCAUACCUCCCCAUCCUCCCAUCCCUCCGUCUCUCCCUUUUCCAUCCUUUUUAUCCCCAGCUUGGCUCAGAGUUUGUGUUAGGAGGGCAUACCACUGGUUCUCCCAGGACCCCAUGGGAGAAAUGUCGUUCAGCAGUCCAAAGCGAGGGCUUGUUUGGAUAUCAAACAUCAAGCAGCAACCUCCAUGGGGUUAAUCUAAACAUCGCAGCUUCCUGUCGUCUGCCCCUCAGUCCAGAGAGAGGAGAGGGAAAAAGGCAGCUGAGAAUAUUCACUCUGGGCCUUCAAACAUUUUACACUUUCUGGGGCAAUUUUUGACAACCAUACUGCUGUCAAAAAGCAACCUCUGGCGGAGGUCUUGCAGGUGGGAGAGGGUAGUUUCUAGCAAGUUUGUGCAUGUCAGGAUUCUUCUAGUAUACUGCUUACAAAUAUCUUGUUUUGCCAGAUCCACAAGACAUGUCUCGGGGCAGUUUUUUGGACAAGAAGAAGGCAAGGAAAGCAGGAUUUCCUAUGCAUUGAUUUAGUACUUGCAGGUCCACCACAAAUAGAUUUCUGCCUUUGGAUGUAUUAUUAGAACCUGUUGAGCUGCAUGCAGAAUUUCCCAUUACUUGAGUUUGUAUCUUGCAUGCAAAGCUGAACCAAAAACGCAAAUAUCAGCCAAAACACAGAAUUCCUCCGAAACCUGCGCCUUCUCUGUUGUCAAUACUUUAUAACGUGGGUGGUAUAGUAAAGUCAAGCUAAAAUGUGUAGGAACACUGAAUACUGAGACAAGGCAAGCACCCCCCCCUACACACACACCCACAAACAAACAUUCUCACACUAUCAUGUAAUUCCAGAGAGUAGUCGGAGCGUGGAAAUCCAGCUGAAAUGUUCGAAAACAUUCAGGAAGGAAAGCGAUGUUAUCCCGGCUGGGCGGGGCUGCCAUGACUUCCUCCAGGGUCCAGCGUGCUCCCUAGAUAGCUGGUCAGGAAACAGCAGGCAGGAUGAGACGCAUCCCGGCACCCUGGCUGCCCCGUCUUUGCCCACUGUGACAGUUAGAGCUGAAGUUUUUCUUUUUUUUUUUUCCCAGAAUAUUCUUUCUUCCUCACAGGGCUUUUGUUUUUUUGACCUUGGCUGUUAAAACGUCUGACUCUGAGCAUUAAAAGCAGAAGUGUUGACUAUCCGGGAGAUUCCAAACUUCAUCUCCGCUUCUUGUCAGUGGUUGUUCUCUUAGUGGUUUUCUCUGAAGUUUGGUUUAAAAAAAGGAUUUCCUUUCAAAAAACAAAAGUAAAACUGCACUCAAAGCUAGUUUCAUUGAUUUGUCAAUCUCCUUUGUCACUGUUGUGUAACCUAAAUGACUUUUCCUUCUUUCCCACGGGGGUGGAUUGAUUUCAUUGAUUGUAUUUGCAACGACCUAAUCCAGCCUUCAAAUUACAACUAAUAGACUAUUAGCUGUUGUUAAUUAUGUGUCCACUCUCAUUCUGUGAGGAUGCGCGCCAGUCAAGUCGGCGAUCACUCUCACUACCUUCACGUCUAAAUGUCCACCCUUGGUAACGGACUCCUCAGGUUGUAUUGUCACCUGUGUGUCCAGUUAAAAUGAAGCUACAGGCUCAGAUUUGAGGUUUUAUUUAGAAUGGGGAAACUACAAACUGAACGAUAAAAUACUUUAAUCAGGUUUUUAUUUGCUCUGUUUGCAAGAUUAAGACGAUGACCAGUCACUCUGUCAAAUGAAACGAUGAGUGGCAAUAAGAUUCUUGAUACACUAAAACAAGAUGUCAAGGCUUUAGAUACUCAAUAAAACCCGUUUCCUUCAGUUUAUUUCGCACAUUUUCUUUGGUGUACACCUUUUUCUCAUUAAAUCCAAACAUCAAAACUUUUGAUAUCAUCUUAAUUUGAGCACUCUUUGCAUCUCCGUUCUUUCUUUUUAAGCACAACCUUAAAUGCGUUUUCAGAAAAACAAAUGCAGACAUGAACAAAAGCUAACUGUAGAUUAAAUUUUGCAAGUGAUUUGUUUUUCUUGAACAUUUUUUUAUGAUUCACACCAAUAUCAUUGAACAGGGUUCUCUUGUUUGACUUGAAAUCACAUUUAUUUAAUUUUUAUUUAAUUUUGUACCUAAUUUCUCAUGAGCUGUUUACACCAAACUCUGGCGUCUUCUAAUAAUAAUAAUAAUGAUAAUAAUAAUAAUAAAAAAAUAUAUUUAUAACGCGCUUUUACAGAUACUCAGAGAUGCCUUACAAAGAAAAAGAAGAGAGUGAAAUGAAAAAACACAAUUUAAAAAACAGAAAAUUUGAGAAUGAUGUAAAAGGUUAAAAAAGACACAAUAUGAGAAAACAAUAAAAGAACAUUUCACAGGUUCAUAUCCAACACUUUCCUCUUUUCCUUUUGUUUUUAAAUGUUUCCUCUUAACUUGUACCUAUUUAAACACCACUGAAAAUGAUAUAGCAAAUAAAUAAAAACUUCAAAUGUUUUUUUUGUAUGAAUCGAUGACAUCUCUAACUUUAUUCCUGCUUGUUUAUUCCUUUUAUUUCCUCAGGUGCCAAUGAUCCUGGUGGGAAACAAGUGCGACUUGGAGGAUGAGCGUGUCGUGGGGAAGGAGCAGGGCCAGAACCUGGCCAGACAGUGGAACCACUGUGCCUUUUUAGAGUCCUCUGCUAAGUCAAAGAUCAACGUCCUCGAUGUGAGUAUGGACGAAAACAAACCGCCCGUAUUAUAGGUUACUAUUUAAAAAUUGCUGACACGGCACAACAUUGAUAUGCUGACACAGUGACCUCAUCUGUUUUUGUUUUGGGUAAGCAAAAAAACCUGACAUGCAGGUAGUAAUGAGUUCAGCUGGAUUACACUCACCUCUCAGUGCUUCACCGUUGUCAAAGUGACUGUGAAUCGAACCGAUCCAUGCAGGGUGCAUCUUGUAGUGACUGUUCACCGUCACUUCAGUGUAUCAGGAGCUGCCUAAGAGAGAAUCAAUGGCUCUACCACCGACAAAGAUAAAUCUCUGUUUUUCUCUUUGCUGUCUCUUCCUCAGAUCUUUUAUGACCUGGUCAGACAGAUAAAUAGGAAAACGCCAGUGGAAAAGAAGAAGGCGAAAAAGAAAUCCAACUGUGUCCUGCUUUAAAGACCCCCCCUCCAGCCCCUGCAGCAGCUCUGAGCCAGGUGUGUGUACGUGUGUGAGUCUCUACAAUUUCAUAACACAUGGUGUUAGUCAUGAAGACCCAGUGGCUGACAUAUUUCUCUCGUCACUUCGCGUACACUGGCCUGAAGGUUGAUUAGUGUUACAUAAUAGCUUUGAUCUUUUUAUGUCACCUUAGAUGAAGCCGCUCACAUCAGCCUCAGUUUGUUACCAGUUUGUUCGCCUGCAGCCAAGUCAAGAUAGAUUUAUCUGUGUAGCUUCAUACAACACUGUGUCAACACUGGUUUAGGUCCUUUCUUAAACUCUGUUAGAGGAACUUGAGUACCAAAAAGUGGAAACCUUGUAGCACAUAUUCUGGGACAGGGCCCCCUUGUUAGUUUCUGCUUCAGGGGUUCAGCAGAAACUAACAGGAAAAUGUUGCAACAAGUUUUUUUUUCAACUUGUGUUCAGGGCAGCAAAAUUCUUCUGUAUGAUGGGUUAAGAAUAGAGUCCGAUAAAGAAGUACUUCAUGUGACAACCGGUCAGUCUGAGAACUUUUUUGUCCGUUUCAUGAGCGGGACUUCACGUCUCGCCACUCUCUUUAAAUAACUGCGGUUGUCGCUUCUUUGAUGCCGCUCAGUUUCAGAACCAGUAGAUGUCCGGACGGGUUGACAUCCCCUGAGUCAGCCUGUGAGAGAGUGAAGGGCUGUCAUUAGUAUAGUUAUUUCUUUUUUUUUAAAUAAUCUUCAUGCUGUUAAAUAAAUGAAUGAGUCACUGUAGGAGAGCUGGAUUUAGAGUCCGACCGAAGCAGACUGCAGCAGCUUGUCACGUCCGAGGAAAUCCUGAUCAGUCAUCAGGUUGUUUCCCAGGAAAUUAGAAUCACUUCUUUUUUCAAUUUCUAUCGCAGCGAUUUUUACACUUCGACCGGAAAACAGUAAUGAGGAAGUCUGGAAACAGACACGUAAACAUUCUUCUAAUUCCUGUCAAUUCUUCUAAACAGAGGUGCAACUCUUCCAUUUCUGGAUCAGUUUUUUUUAUACUUCCCACAAAUGAUGUGAAAGUCAACCUUUAGACUUACGGGAUGUUUGUCUACUGCGUGGUGAUGGAUAGAAAGCUUGUUGAAACAUUUUGUUGGGGUUUUCCUACCUACCCUCGAAGUCUGUAUCAAAAUAUUUCAAGUUUAGAUGUGGGGAAUUUAUAAAUCUUCUAUUCUGUAGUCAAAUCUGUGCAAAUACCAGCUUUGAAUUUGUUAAAGAAGUAUAUAUAAACACAAAGUUCAUGUUUUUUUAAUAACUUGGAUAACAGAUGAAUCAAACUGGUUUACUUUGGCAAAGAGUUAUACAGUAACUACAUCUCAUCAGUGGAGACAGAAAUCUCCGAGUAUCCAUCCUCGCACUGCCCUCUUCUAAUUUUAGCUUCUUGUCAGUUAACAUAAAACUCACCAGGGGUCAGAGGUCACUAUGAGCUCCUGAGAUUUAACCCGAGUUAACCCCUCCCUCAGAAAGUCUCAGACUGAAUGUUUCCAGCCCGAUGAGGGAAGUUUCCUUUUGAAAAAUGAGUUCAGGUUCAGUCAGUCGGGUAAAUCUUGUGAGAUCUCAUGAUGAGUCUCCGGCCUCACAUGGAGAUCACUACGUCUGGUCUCAGUCUUUCCAAAGAUGAUUUCUUUUUUUUAUACCAAGCGUAGUGAAAUUCCUUGGCGCCAUUUCAGAAAGAUUUGUCUUCACACAAAGUUUGGUCUUUACAAAUCCGUAUGUUCUGACAGACAAUCAUCCAAAAUCCCACCAGGAGACUGUCUAUGCUGGCCUCUAUCCCAGUGGCAUUCCCCAAGAAGAAUAUAAGAAAGAACUGGUCGCAGCAGUGAAUGCAUGAUUUAUAUGUAACGCCAAUUGCAUCUUAACCAAACAAAGAACUUUUUCAAUGAUGCACAAGUCGGAAAUCACUGUUUUUGACCCUUUUUUCACAGUGUUUGUCAGCCUGUGUUUGUGUCUCAUGCGGCAGUUUCUGUGCAAACUUGUAACUGUCUGAAGGUUUAGAAAAUUUCCUUUGACCCUCACCGCCACUGGUCAUUGAAACUAACGAGCAGCAGGAUUUUCAAAUGAGCCGUGACACUGUCUUUAAACUGGAGGACUUUUGUUCAUGCUGUCAUUUCUGGAGGUGUCGGCUUAGCUGACAUGUCCCCGAGUGACUCGUUACUCCAGACCAGGGGUGCGCACACUUUUUCAGCAUGAGAGCUACUUAUGAAAUGACCAAGUGAAAAUGAUCUACCUGCUAUAAAAAUACAAAACAUAUUUAUUUAUAACUAUAUUAAGAAUUCUUUUGAUAUGUACAAUAUAUGUUGGUGUGCCUUGCAAAACCACAUGAACCCAUAUGGCACAAUACAACUCUGCACCGCUCCACGUUUCCCUUCUUCAGUAUAGUGAUGGUAGACUGACAGAUGAGGCAAAUGUACUUAGAAAAUGACAGAGGAAAAAAAAGUCCUCCUCCCUCUCCGUAAGGAAGUGGUAGGUUUUUGGCUUCUCCACUCAUUUUUAUCGUACUCGCUAGAGUUUUGCAGCACUUUGCGCCGUUGUAUGCAGACGCGCAGUGCCACAUGUGUCAGAAAAGGUCAGAUGACGUGCUGCCCUGUAAGCCAAUCAAGUCUACUUGUUCUUUUUAAUGCCAUGCAAUCUACUCACACUACCUUUGCGCUCGACCGUUCGAUCGUGAUCGGCGUAAUGGGAACCCCUGCUCUAGACCAUGUUCAGUGGAUCUGCAGACCGAUCCGCUCCUUAUGCAUACAGGAAUAAAAAGCAGAAAAAACUUAGCAUGCUGCACUUUUUUCAGGGGUGUAUUAUGAAUAAAGACAGAACUAAUGUUACCUUUUAUAAAGCAGAGAUGGCCCUGAUGUCAGUUUAGCGCCUCUCAGCUGUUUAAGAAACUGAACUGGGUGUAACUGAACAGGCGGCACUUUACAAGAGACUUUUCCUCAGUUUUGUUCAGCCCAGUUCCUUUAGAACUCUUUACAGUCUCUGUUAACACACUUUUAAGAGGUGUUGUCAGAACAAAAAGUUCAGUGUUUGAAAACCAGUCAAGCUCAGCAAGCUGUACGGGUCUUAUUUCUACCUCUUUGGGUCACUUUUUAUCUUGUGCUGCUGAGGAAAUAAAACUGUGAUAUUACCGAUAACACUGGAUUAGUGUAACAGACAGAACCAUUGUGCCAGCCCAGACACCAGGGUCGCUGAACCACCCACCGCGUUCCUUUUCUGAACCCAUCUGUGUUGGUCAGUUACUGGUCUGGUGUGUAUGUGUGCGAGAGUGGGGCCUCUGUCAGCAGGCCCUGGGGCGUUGUCUACUCCCUCAAGCCCCCCGUUCACACGCUGGCCAGCCCAAUGAACCAACACUAAUGGGAUUACAGUGCCACUGUUCCACGGCUCACAACACACAGGCUCAUACACCGCAGAGAGAAAGAGAGAGAGAGGGAGGGGCAGAGGGAGAGGGGAGGUUAAGGUGCCAGCCUCGGACGGCACAGAGUGAGAGGGUUAAUGGGACAGUUCACUUCGCACAACAUGGACAUUUUCUGGUUUGCUGACCUACUGAGUUUUCUCUCUCGCUGUCUUCACUGGGUCAGACGGCAGCUGUGCCCUGAUACCUGUGGAAGAGGGUUUAAUGCUUGUAAAGACACAGACUUGAAUUUAUUCUAACUUUAAAUGAUUUAUGGUCAUUAUUUUGAAACUUUGUGUAAAAUUAUUUUAGGUUCCUACUGUAACAGGUGGCCCAUUUCUACCUCACUGCUUAGUUCAAACUUAAAAUCCAGACAUUAACUUGUCUACAGCAGUAAAAGCACAGACAUGAUCUGUGACAAUAUUGAUGGUUUAAAUCCAUUUAAAUAGAAUUAAGCUUAGUUGAAAGCUCACCUUGAAUAACCUUUAAUUAUCUGACUAAAUGAAUCACAGUGAUGGGAUGGGAUUCCUCAGAGUUUGUCAGAAAUGUCAGAUUUUCAAACCUCAAGAAUUGGCCUCUGGGAAUCGUGGUUGUCUGUUAAAACACACAUUUCAAAAGACGGAGGUAAUGAGCAGUGUGGUGAAAUAAUGAGGCCUUCAGGACAUCCACAGUAACUGUCUGAUGGUACUUCCUUUUAUGAGUAUUCACACUGAUUUUUGUGUGAAACCUGGACCUAACCUAUUGAUUAAAGCUGACCGCAGUGAGCCAGAACGAUCUUUUUUUGUCCCAAAAUAUUUCCUCAUCUUUAGAUUAGCUCAAAUUCUUUAAAGGUCCCAUAUUAUACUCCUUUUCAGGAGGUCCUCAUAGGUCUCAGAGGUCCCAGGACAGUCAAUUUGAAGUUUGUUGUCUAAAAACCCAGAUUUUUCCUGGACUUCAACCAGCCUGAAAACUCUCUCUACCGAGAUCACCUUGUUUCUGUGUUUGCUGCACCUGUCCACGCCUCUUUCAGCGCAAGCCAUGGCCCUCCCUGUCUCUCUGGAAGAGAUACGGUGCUGAUGUUUACACAGAGUUCUAGGUAUGGCUCAUAGAAGCGCUGUAGUCCAGCUGUAUCAGUUUGAUCCAGAGUCUGACCCAGAAGGAGAGGCUCCUGAAGAAAUUUCAACUCUGGAUGUUUCUGAAUGGUUAGUUAUAAAUAUUAAGUGUCUCAAUAUUUUUAUUUUUACUUUGUUCGUGUGUUGAUACACAGUGACUUACAUGUAACUAGGUAACAUUAGCCCCUGCUGUUACAUCUCCACUGUCUUCUCGUUACUUGGAGCUCUUUGGUGAACGCACAAUAUUGUAAGUGUAAUUAUCUAUCGGGACAACAGAGCAACUGCGGUGCCUUGCUCGUACCUUUGCCAUUUUGAACCAGCGUAUGCGAGGGAGGAAAAUAGUGUCUGAGUGGAAACGUUCUGGGGGCAGAACAAACUUCUUGGGCAGGGUCACAAACCUGGAGGGAAGGAGUCAUCGCCGUCCAUGACGUCAUGGAACGCCAUAGUUUCAAUUCGCCCAUUUGAGCAGACAUUUUCUGAAAGGUGAAACAAGCAAGAGAGGGAGGGGAUAGACUUUUCUCAUUUUGGGGUGGGUUUGUAGACAGGCUGGGGAAAACCGUUGUUAGAAAACCAUUCUACGGUGAAGUUUCCAUAAUAUGGGACCUUUGAAAGUUUAUCUGUGAGCCAAUCUGAGCUUUAUUGUUUUAUUUUGUUCUUACACUUCAUUUGUAGUUUUCAGUCAACACAUAAAACAAUCAUAUUCUCUGUAUUACAAAUAAUUAUAACAAACAGUUCCAACAACAGACAGAGACAGAUCAAACCCAAAAUCCAUGUGACAGAUUAGUCACAGACAAUAGACAGGCAGACAAGAGGAAAAACAACAAGUGCUCUUCAUACUUCUUAUUACAGAAUCAUUCAAGUUCAGAUGUAAUGAUUCACAGUUAACUGUAGCAGUGGACUGAAAAUGCUUGUGUGUGGUGUGCUGCACAACCAAGUGUCAGGUUGUCGUCGCAAAUUACUCUGAUCCUGACUUAUUUUCCAUCAUACAACCAUCUCGAUUAUUGUAAAAGCAUCCCAAUGGUUUGACGUAGAAACCUUUCCACUCCGUUUAAAGUAUGAAUGUGAGGUGAGAAGUGUGAAUAGAAAGCAAAUACAAGAAUCAUCACAACUAGCUGGUGGAUCUUUUUUAACUUUGGAGGUGAAAGACGCUGAGAUCCACAAAAGAACCAGACAGAUAUCCUUCUCCUUUCCACCUGUGGUCUUUCUACCAAUCCCCGGAGGAGUUGAACUUACUGACUCAUAUAGCUCAGAGGGAGGAUCAGUGGACUGUGUGAACCCUGGCAGCUGCUGAGAAGUUAAGAGCAUAAUAGUAGAAAAGAUUCCACGCAGAGCUAUAUUUAACUCACUUUAACCUGAAACACCUUUAAAUCUCAGGGGAGAGGAGAGACGUUGUAAGCGGACAUGGCUUCUUCUUCAUCGUCGUUGGCUUCUUUCCUCCUGCAGGCCUCACCUUCUGCUCUCAGACUCGACUGUAAAAGGCAGGUGAUAUAAAGAAAAGGGAAGCAACACUAAAAGGAAAUGCAUGUUUGAUGCUAUCUUGUCAUUUCUGUGGUCGUGCGUCGGCCCAGGCAGUUGUUUGUACACCUCGAGCUCGUACCUGGUUACUCUGCAGAAGGAGACAGAGAGCAUGAGGGUGAAAUUAUGACAGAAUCUACAAAUACAGUGAAAGCCAAACAAGAACUUUUUUCCUGUUUAAAGUCAUUAUCAGCUUAAUUAACCAUAAAGUUCUCCAUCUGGACAACAUGAUACAUAAUACUGUCGUCAUAUAUUUGUGUUUAGUGUCGAAUCAAAGUGAUUUUUCCAUCAUGUUCUUGUUCAGGUUGACACAGUUAUGACAAACAUGAUGGUAGUUUUAGUUACUUUGAUUGAUAGUUUAAUUUCAAAGUUAUUGAGUAAAUGUGUCGUGAUAAAUUCAGGUACACUGGGUUAUCUGACUUUGUCUUGAGUUGUGUGAGUGUGUGUUCUUUCCUGUUCCUGUGGGUGCUGUGGUUGGUGCAAGAAGCUGGUAAUCGCUGAUGUGGGCCGUUAUGUACAUUUAGUAGUCUGUAGUAUGAAUGUUUACCCUCAGUUCAUCGUGUUUUUAGUUCCUUUGUCUCCAUUUUGUAGUUUUUGUAGUUUAUGCUUGCACUUAAACCAUAACCAGCUGCCCGGCUCUUAACUGGGGUACAUAAGAGGGAGCACAUUACUCCCAUCCUGGCCUCCCUCCACUGGUUACCCGUGAAUUUUAGAGUUAAUUUUAAGAUUCUUUUAUUUGUUUUUAAAUCUUAAAAUGGUCUGACUCCAUCUUACCUCUCUGAGCUUCUCCACCCCUACACCCCUGAUCAGCUGCUCCUGGAGGUACCAAGGUCCAAACUGAAGCUCAGAGGGGAUAGAGCUUUUUCUGUUGCGGCCCCAAAAUUAUGGAAUGAGCUACCCCUCCAAAUCAGACAAGCCCCCACACUGUCCAUUUUUAAAAUUUGUCUUAAAACACGUUUUUAUUCAUUGGCUGUCAACCCUGCAUGAGACUCAGCUCCUGUUUUAGUGUUUUAUGGUCUGUUUUUAGUUAUUUGUUUCUAUGUUUUUAAAUUAGUUUUUAAAAACAUUGAAACUAUAUUUCACAUUUUAAUAUCUGCUUCUAUUUUAUCCAUUGUUUUAAUUGUUUUUUGAUUGUUUUUUAUGUCUGCGUUGUUUUGUCUAUUCAUGUACAGCACUUUGUUUAGCUGUGGUUGUUUUAAAGUGCUUUACAAAUAAAGUUGAGCUGAGUUAAAAGUUAAUAUCCACCUUUUGCACCCUUGGGUUAGUGUCCUGAGUCUUCCUCCUACUGACCAGAUACCUUUUAGCUACACUGUCACACUGUAUUCACUAAGGAUGGUUAUUCUAGAAACCAACUUGGGUUAACACUUCUGCAGGGACUUUUUUUUCUUAAUUCAUUCACUGAAAAUUGCUUUUAUUCCCCAAAAUCUACCUAAAUAUGUGUUUUAUGAUAUUUCCUUCUACAUGUGUAAUACCAUUAACCUGCCACUAGAGGGCACUGCCAGCUCAUAGAUUCUUCUGUGGACUUAGUCAAUGUGAAACACGGACUCAUCACCUCUGUGUUGUUUUUGCAGAAAUGCUGUAAUGAAGAACUGUUGCCCUGAUUGGAACGUGCCAGCAUUCCAACAGCCUCCCCACCCCCCCGACCCCCCGACCCCCCGCCCUCAAACCUCCAUCAGCCAUAAACGGUGAAUCAGCUGACUGAACUGCUCCUAUCAAAGACAAGGACAACCUACAUGAAUGAGAGAGAGAGAGAGAUAGAGAGAGAUGGAGAGAGUGAGGAGAGUGAAAGAAAGACAGUUAAGCGAGAGAGUCGCAUCUCGCCUCUGAGGACCUUCCUCUGUGUCUCAGUUUCAGUGUGAAUCCUGAAUGGACAGUCUCCAUUUCUGCAAACAACACAAACUUGUGAUGAUGAUGAUGAUAAUGAUGAUGAUGAUUUAAGCCUCUGAAAAGUCUAGUAAAAAAACGUGCCCAUGAGCCGCCUCCAUGGCCAGAGAGCAGCCCCCCCGUGUAUUUUCAUUUUUUGACAGUGAAAUAAAAAGAAAAAUAACAGCGUUUAAAGAAGGAAAAACAGAGUUAGAACUUCAGUAUUUUUCAUCUUUUUUUUUUUUUCAGUUUUUUUUUUUUCAAUAUCAAUAUCGUAUUUGAACGACAUGGAAGUUGACCUCUUUAGUUGUAUGAUUAUAAAUAUUCUUCAAAAACGAGCAUGAAAAAGUGCAUCAGUUAUUAAGUGUAGAUGUUUUCAAGUGAAAUCAAGUGGAAAAGUGAGAAAUUUUUUAUAGCCAUACACCUAUUCUCCAUGCCUGUCAUGUCAGUGAUAAUAGAUCAAGGUCUAUAAUAUGUAUUAUUAUUUUUAUUAUAUAUUUUUUUCUUUGUUCGCCCUGUUGUUCAUGGACUUCUCUUCUGCAAAUAUCUCUCUCUGAUGUGACUUAAUUUUAUACUCAGUCACUGGGAUUUCAUAGCUCCCAUAAUAUAUUCUAAUGCCAUUUUUUGCAUAAUAAUGCUUCAGAAAAAAAAUGGGUCUUUUAUAGAAGAAAUACGGGGAAAAAUAAGGAUUGAUUUCUAUGUCUCUUGAAGCUGAAAUAUAUUAUACUAAACCAACUCUAAUAAUGCUUCUUGUGUUUUUCUGUCAAUGAUGUUCCAGCUUUUAUGGAUUAUUAAAGUACAUUUUAGUACAUUUUCAUUAUAUUGGUCAAUGUAUUUUUGUGAAUUAAACUUUUAUCCAAAGCUGA
This is a messenger RNA of Xyrichtys novacula (pearly razorfish), 26413 nucleotides long. The record is from the annotation of a GenBank genome assembly. Lineage: Eukaryota; Metazoa; Chordata; Actinopteri; Labriformes; Labridae.